Linum tenue is the source of this 2579-nucleotide messenger RNA. The record is from the annotation of a GenBank genome assembly. NCBI's taxonomy places the organism in Eukaryota, Viridiplantae, Streptophyta, Magnoliopsida, Malpighiales, Linaceae.
UUGUCAAACUCGGUGAAGAUGCCGGGUUUCAAACGAUAUUUCUCAGUGGUUGUCAAGGCGGAUAAUUCCACAGAUGAUGGUUCAGAAACUACCACUGUUUCCCCUCCUCCGCCAGCUGAUGGCUCCACGUCAUCUUCUAGUGAUGAAGGAUCCGAUUCGGGUUCGGAUGCCUCUCCUCCCAAUAACACAAACAAUAACGGCAACAAUAAUAAAAAUAGUAACAAAACUAGCAACACUUCACCGCCACCACCUGGAUCAAAUUCUGGCAAUAAUCAAGGAUCUGCGGAGGCUCCGGAUAACUCCGAAACACCACCAGCAUCACCACCCCCUCCGCAACCAUCAUCUUCGUCAUCAAAAUCACCGUCGGCAAAAUCGCCUCCCCCUCCACAAAAAUCCGGGUCUAAUUCUCCAACCCUUUCUCCUCCUCCGCCAAUUUCCAACUCAGGAAACCAGUCGCCUCCGCCGUCAACUAGUCAGAAAUAUCCACAAACCAGUGAGAAAUCGCCACCUCCACAAUCAAAGGAAAACCCAAGUCCAGUGACACCUUCCAACGAUGGCUCUCCACCUGCUCCGAGGACACAAACAACUGUACCAUCACCACCGGGGACACCUCCAUCACCACUAAAUUCCGCAGGGUUCCAUCCUCCCCCAACAAUUGAGUCCCCAUCAGGUCAGUAUGGCUCCGAAAAUGGCCCUUCAACUCACGGAAAUAUGCGUUCCUCUUCAUCAACCCAAGCUGGUUCGCUUGAUUCGGCUUCCAAUUCAAAAGAAGUGGGAAAUUCAGGGAACGCAGGUUAUGGGCACGAACAUGGGAAUUCGGCCACGACGGCUAUAAUUGUUGCAAGCACAGUGGUGGUGAGCGUAAUACUUAUUGCAUUGAUAGCAGUCAUCGUCGUUACUCGGAAGAAGAAUAAGAGACACCAUGGCCCUCCUUAUGCUCCUCCUUACAUGACUCCCCCCAAUAAUUUCUCUUCGAUGCAACAAUCGGACCCAUACUACUACGGACAAGGAGGUGCUCCAAAUUCAAUGGGUUACUCUAGCCAAAAUAACUCUUAUGGGUCACAACAACAUUCAGGGGCGUCUGGGAACGGGGGAAGCCAGAGAGGAAUGAGCUCCGGGCCAGAUUCUGGGCUUAUUGGAGGAGGGAAGUCCUUCUUCAGCUAUGAAGAGGUGAUGGAAAUGACGCGUGGAUUUGCUCGUGAGAACAUAAUAGGGGAAGGUGGAUUCGGAUGCGUAUUCAAAGGGUGGCAGCCUGAUGGGAAAAUGGUGGCCGUGAAGCAGCUAAAAGCAGGGAGUGGACAAGGAGAUCGAGAAUUCAAGGCCGAGGUUGAGAUCAUUAGUCGAGUCCACCAUCGCCACCUUGUAUCUUUGGUUGGUUACAGCAUGUCAGAUACGCAAAGGCUGCUCAUUUACGAGUUCCUCCCAAAUAAUACCCUUGAGUAUCACUUGCAUGCAAAAGGGCCAGGAUUGGAUUGGUCUCAAAGACUGAAAAUUGCCAUAGGAGCAGCCAAGGGAUUGGCUUACUUGCAUGAAGAUUGUACUUUUAAAAAUUUCCAGGUUGCAGAUUUUGGCCUAGCCAGACUAAAUGAUACAACUCAGACCCAUGUGUCAACUCGUGUGAUGGGAACAUUUGGGUACCUGGCUCCAGAGUAUGCUCAAAGUGGGAAGCUAACUGAUAGAUCGGAUGUGUAUUCAUUCGGGGUUGUGCUUCUAGAGCUAAUAACUGGGAGGAAGCCUGUGGAUUCAACUCGUCCCCUUGGUGAUGAAAGCUUGGUUGAAUGGGCUCGUCCACACUUGAUACACACGAUAGAGACAGGAGAUCUUGGCGAACUAGUUGAUCCUCGACUAGAGAAGCGGUACGUGGAAGCAGAAAUGUUGAGGAUGAUCGAGACUGCAGCUGCAUGUAUUCGCCACUCAGCUCCCAAGAGGCCAAGAAUGGUGCAGGUGGUGAGAGCUUUAGACAACGAGGAAAUAGGAGACCUCACCAAUGGGAUGAAGUAUGGACAAAGCACGAUAUAUAACUCCGGCCAGUACAACGAAGAGAUAAUGAAGUUUAGGAGGAUGGCACUUGGUUCAGACGACAGUGGGGAGUUUGGUUACAGCACCGGGGAUUUCUCCACAAGAGACAUGUCUUAUGGAGCACAUACAACCAAUUCCACAGGGGAAUACUCCAGUAGCGGGGAGUUGGAAACUCGAGCUAUUAACAGACCUUCGUCGAGAAAUUGGUAAAAGAAGAUAAAACACUCCAAUUAUCAUUCAUUCUGGUGGCAAAAAAUAAUCAGAAAGCUAAUGUUAAUCAAGUGCACCAUCUAGUACUUCAGUUCUCCCCCAAGCAUCAACAUUCUUUACUCUGUUCCCUCCAAAUCAUGAUGUAUAAAGAUAAAUGGAGAAGUUGAUGCUCGUCGAAAGCUUGUGGAAAUGUAAUUUUUGUGCAGAACGCAGUUUUCUCCUGAUCAUCUACCAACAUAUCUAUCCACCAUUACAAGAUGACUGUGAAGCAGAGACUGAAUAUACAAAACGAGGAACAAACUACAGCGGUCAUGUGUUAUUGAACCCAAGUGCUAAACUAAGCUGCUGAU